Messenger RNA from Lichtheimia ornata, 627 nucleotides. RefSeq lists its product as uncharacterized. Bases 1 to 627 code for a protein of 208 amino acids. The record is from RefSeq and is a predicted model, not a curated record. The transcript has 6 exons. Lineage: Eukaryota; Fungi; Mucoromycota; Mucoromycetes; Mucorales; Lichtheimiaceae.
AUGCUACUCCUGCCACUAUUGCUCGCUUUUGCUACUACCAUUUUUUGCUCGCCUUUACAUUCGGGACAAACGGUCAAUGAAGCUGCUGAAUUGGCACGGCGCGUUGUCAAAGAUGCUGGGAUUGGUACCAUUUUAACAUUGGUGGAUGAAUCGAUACAGCCGAAUGUGGGAGGUCAUCCUUUUGGUAUCAUGGAAUACUACAGUGGUGACUGGUCCGAUAAAGGAAAUCUUUUGCUUUUUAUGUCAGAUCUACAGAUGAGUGCAAGAAAUAUGCAGCACGAGCCAUCCAAGGUGGGGUUUACAAUCCGUGCUUUGAAAGAAUACGAUAAUCCAAAGAUGGGUAAUGAAACGACACCUGUGCAAUCACCUCGGCUCACACUACUUGGUGAGAUUGCACCUAUUCCUCCAAGCCAGUACGAUGACGCCAUGGAUUGCUUUGGAGCGAAGCAUCCCGAGGCAAAAGAUUGGCGUUCUUUCCACGACUUUCAUUUCUAUGAGCUGGAAGUGAAGGAAAUCUAUUACGUUGGUGGAUUUGGAGGACUCAAUUACAUUGGAUGGAUCCCACGCGAAUUGUAUCAGGGCAGUGGGGAAGCCAAAAAAGACACACGCUUUCGAUUACAGUAUUAG